This is a messenger RNA of Eurytemora carolleeae, 1584 nucleotides long. RefSeq names its product transducin beta-like protein 2. The record is from RefSeq and is a predicted model, not a curated record. Gene Ontology annotation, cellular component: endoplasmic reticulum. The transcript has 17 exons. Lineage: Eukaryota; Metazoa; Arthropoda; Copepoda; Calanoida; Temoridae. Gene Ontology annotation, molecular function: protein binding. Gene Ontology annotation, biological process: endoplasmic reticulum unfolded protein response. The coding region runs from base 1 to 1113 and encodes 370 amino acids.
AUGUCUAAAUUUUUGUGGUACAGAGAAAAUGAAGAAAUACAGAAUAAAAGUGAGUUGUUGAAAAUGGAGUUGAUUUUUUUCACAGUUUUAGUCGGAGCUACCCUGGCCCUUCUCAUGUAUAUCAGAUUUGUAUUCAGUAAUAGUAAGGAACAGCAGAUAUCUGCAGAAUCUCAGGAAUCAGCGGCUGCAGCUCAGGAGAAGGAAGAACAGAAGUGGUUGCUCACCUCGUUAAAAGCACACAGUAAGCGCAUUCUGGACAUGGACUUUAGUCCUAACGGGAAGUACAUUGCCACCACCGGAGAGGAUCAGUCUGUUAUUGUUUGGUCGGUCAAAGAGUUUGCCCAGAAGGAACACAAGAACUACAGGUGUAAUGUUGCCUACGAUCACAGUAUUUUUAUCAAGUGGAGCCCGGACUCUAAAGCUUUCAUCUUGCAGAAGUCGGUACAAAACUGUAUAGAGGUAUAUAAGAUGAACAAGAAAGCUGAAGGAGGUUUUGAGUUCGCUCCUGCUCUAACCUUUCCCUCCAAGCACACAACAGAUAUUAUUGGUCUGGAUAUUGCCAGUAAUGGGAGGUUUAUAGCGACGUGCAGUGAUAAAACUGAUCUCAUUCUUUGGAACCUUAGGGGAGAAAUUCUGGCUAGAUUAGACACCUAUCACAACCUGACAUAUUGCGUGAAGGUGUCCCCCUGCGGAAGGUCGGGAGACUUUGAAAAGAUUACUUCCGCUUUUGAGUUGCCAGGACACAGAAGUGGAGUUUACAGUUUCUGUUUUACUCCUGAUUCCAGCAGGAUGGCAACAGUGUCUAAGUGUGUUUGUAUAGCCCAGGAUAAGACAAUACGUUUCUACUCAGCAUUCACAGGCGAGCUUGAGGGUGAGAUAACUGACGUACACACGCAACCAAUUACGCGCGUUCUGUUUGAUGCAGCUGGCAAGUAUGUGCUCACCACAGGAGACAAACAUGUGCGCGUAUUCCAUAAUGUUCCGGGGCAUAGAACAUCUAUCCAGGCGUUGAAGGAGACUCUAAAACGGAAUAUGAGCAACGCCUCGGCAAAAACAAGAAUAGAACAACAGAUAACAGAUGCUGAAAAUACCUUGAAUAAUAUUCUUAACUAGAAGGGGGGCAACCCCCAUCCCCCCCGUCCCCCCCAACAGAAUGUUAUGAAAUGUUUUUUCUUUCAAAUUGCAGAAGACCUCCCCCCCCUUCCCCACACACACACACACACAUACCACUAUAUGUCAAAUUCACAUUUGAAUGGGAAUCUUAUAUCUUUGUCUGAUGUUUUUAAAAGCUGGUGUUUUGUAAAAUUUCAAAUUUGUGAAUUAUUGCAUAUAUUUUUAUGGCUAUAAAAAUGUGUGAAAAGUGAUGAAUAUUGUUCAUUAUUUAAAAUGUCUUUUGUGAAACUGUGAAGUGUGUGUUUUUCCAGGUGUUAUUAAGUCCCAUAUACUAACGAACAAAUUGUCAAUUGAAAAUUAAAUUAUUAUUUCUCUCUAAUUUUUGUCGUUUUUACCAAGAUAAAUCUGUGAUGUUAUAUUUGUUAUAUUUGUUAAAUGUUGUAUUUUUUAAAUACAUGUUUUCUAGUUUUA